AGGCAGCAUCACUAAGUAAAAUAAUAUUCGGGUUUUGGAUUGAUGAGUUCAAAUCCAAUUUACAAUGUUUGUUACCGAGGUAAAUGGUUAGCGAGUUAUGUGCGCAGAGCACUCGUCCCAUGUCCACCCAUGGUGCGGUGGAACACGACUGCCCCCUACAGAUGCUAGAGGGGGUAUUGCAACUCCGAGCAAAUACGAAAGUACUAUCCGGGCAAUACCGAACACCAACCCCCCUUCACGCCUAAUGUUGCUGUACCUCCAACCCUCCCCCCGUAUCAGAGGAGUAGAAACAACAAGCCGCCAUUUUGUUUGUGCGGACAGACCGAAAGAGGCAGGAGAUACCGAGAAAGAGCGACUUCAGCACCGAUAACUGUCACUCCGGGAGCCGCCGGUGAAUGAGUGGCGGUGUCGUAUCGAAGCGCAAACAGGGAUAAAAGUAAAAAUCUGUGAUAAGAGUGAAGACAAACGAGGCUGUAAAAAAGGAAAUUCUCUUUGAAAUCCAAGGAAGGGGGUGUUUUUACGGAGCGGAGACGGAGAGGCGGAAGAGGGCAAUAUAUUUUAACGAAGGAAAACCUGCGAACGGAAGAAAAAAUGGAACAUGAAAAACCAUUAUGAGCCCAUCACCGCAAAAAGAAAAUGUCCGCAAAUAUAUCAGUAAUGAUAAAUUGCCCGUAGGCAUUAAAGAAAAAGAAAAAAGGGCAAAAGCCGUAUUUUAAGAAAAGGAGACAUUUCCAGGGUAAACGCGAAGGGGGGCAUUCUCCAUCACAAAGAGUCAAUGAAAGGAUUUUGUGGACCCAAAAUAUUUAGGGGGUGUUGCUAUCAUUAUCAGACGGAUCCGAAGCUGCCCACUUCUGAAAUAGCCAUAAUAUUGUAGCGACCCCCCCGCUUUAUCAGAUUUUCUCUCAUCGUUAUUCUCCUGUUCUUGGUUGGGAUUUUUUUCCUUCAGUUGCAUGGCAAGACAAAUCAGUAUACGCAGUGACAGAUUCUUGCGAUAUUUAUCAACGGUUUCAUGUUUUGUAAUCAAAGGUGUUCCGAUUGCAUUAAGCUGCGUAAUUUUACAAGCAGUGAAAUCAGUGCCAUUUCUUUCAAGCCCAGGGCAAGAAUCCCUAUGGAACGUCCUCUGCUAAAUAAAACUAAUUGGAUCAAUCUGAUCGGCCAUUGAUUGGGAGGAACUGUGAUUUCUGAAACAAUUUCGGGAAAGGAAGCUCAUCCUACGCGUCGGAAAGCAAUUCUUGUCAGCAGACUGAAUGUGAAAACUCAAUUGUUGAGGAUUUUUGCAACCAUUUUUAACCAACUGGCUGCAAUUGGCAUAAUCGCGCAAAGGGGUGCAGCAUCCAAGUGUGCAAUACGAGUCCGUUAUUUUUGACUUGCAUUGCAUUGACGAACGAACAUCAAAUUGCAAGAUGUAGUCUGCAAGAACAUCCUAAGAGAAAGUUAUGAUGCAUGGAAUUCGACAUUUCCAAUAGAACUCUUUGUGAGACCAAUUUAUUGCAAGUGAAUGGAACUUGAUCAGGCUUUUUCUGCAGAACUGCAUUCGAUGCUGAUAAUCUGUUGACAACACUGUAUGUCGUUCUUGCAGGGUUAAAUGGUCGCCGUACAUGCAUUAAAUGCACUUGAAACCACUGUCACCUAGUCUACUAAAGCUGGACAUCGCGAUUUAACAUCCCACUAAUUGACCACCUUGUUUGUGGUGAUGCUGGGAACAAAUUGCAUUGACUGCAAUGGAAAGCCAGACCAAGUGGAAGAUUUAUCCAUUUUCGGGGCUCUCAUAACUGUUGCAUGAGACGAGGCCCCCAAAGUUACGACCGGGGAACGUUUGGACUACGUUCCAUUAUCAGAUCCCCAUAUUUAUUUCCCCGGCCUUUUGACCUAAUCUGAGCAGUGUAGAAUUAAACACUCAAUUUCGCCGCCGACUAUGGCGGAAAAGACUGAUGCUACCAUGGAGGACAGUUCUUGGGACAAUUUCAGCGUUGCCGAAGAGGCUACAUGAGGUUGUCGAAGGCCUGCACACUUAUCUUUUUCACCGACUCCACCUUCCCACCUCCUCCUGUUUAAGUCAGAGAAAAUCUAUAAAGGAACAAAAUAUCCGACAGGGGAGGGGGAUUGAUAGCUACAGCGAAGGAUAAAUCGAGAGUGGAGCCCUGAAAGGAAGAGUUGAACGCAAUCGCCUUCUUUCCCCCUACCGUCCCCAAACGGUGGGGGAAGAAACAAAAACGUUUAACGGAGGUUCAAAAGGAAUCGGAAGGACGCUUACAAGGGAAUACUUUUAUCCUUUGUGGACUUACAGCAAAUUGUUAAUUCGUGAAAAAUAUGGCCGAUAAUGUUCUGGAGUCCGGCCCGCCUUCAGCCAAGAGGCCUAAACUAUCCUCCCCGGCUCUCUCAGUGUCUGCAAGCGAUGGAAACGAUUUCGGUUCACUUUUUGACCUGGAGCACGACCUCCCCGACGAGCUCAUCAACUCCUCGGAACUGGGCCUGGUCAACGGAGGAGACCUCAGCCAGCUGCACACCAGCCUCGGAGGUGGAGUCGGCAUGGGAGUGGGAGGAGGUCAGGACGCCGCGGCCAAACACAAACAGUUGUCGGAGCUUCUCCGAGCCGGAGCACCCCCACAGCAGGGUGCCACCAACAGCCCAGGAGGAGGCGGGGCCUCCAUGGGUAUGAUGGGGGGGAUGAAUGCCUCCCCUGGGGGGCCACAGGGCCAGCAGCACCCUGGGCCCCAACAGGCUGGACUGAUGCAGCAGGUGGGCAUGGUGGGAGGACUGAACCGGGCGGCCAUGAUGGGGGCCCAGAAAGGCCCCAAUGGACAGCAGCAGCAAGGCAUGAUGGGAGGCCAGGUGAUGAACGGCUCUCCCAGGAUGGGUUACCCCGGCAACCCUGGGAUGGGUAGCAACAGUAACAUGCUGGCUGAGACCCUGGCGGGGCAGCCGAUGGGGGCGGGGCCACAGUCCGGGAUGAGGCCACAGCAACCUGGAGCACUGAACAAGAUGAAUAUGAUGGCUAACGCUGGCCCCUAUGGUGGUCCGUAUGGUCAGGCGGGGGGCCAGGGGCUGGGUGGGGCAGGGCUGGGCCCGCAGCUCCAGAACAAGGCAGGGCUGCCCAACAGUCAUGCCCAGUUCAGCCUGGACAAGAAGACGCCUCCAGGACAGGGCAUGGCUGGGAUGGCCUCCCAGCAGCCCCCAAGCAUCGGAGGCGUGGCCGUCGGCGGAGCAGCGGGCGCGGCCGGGGCCCAGGCUGGCCUCGGCGCCGUGGGAACGGGCCCGGGGGCGGCGCCCCCCACGGCCGACCCGGAGAAGCGCAAGCUGAUCCAGCAGCAGCUGGUGCUGCUCCUCCACGCCCACAAGUGCCAGCGGCGGGAGCAGGCCAACGGGGAGGUGCGCCAGUGCAACCUGCCCCACUGUCGCACCAUGAAGAACGUCCUCAACCACAUGACCCACUGCCAGGCCGGCAAGUCCUGCCAGGUGGCGCACUGUGCCUCGUCCAGACAGAUCAUCUCCCAUUGGAAGAACUGCACGCGACACGACUGUCCGGUCUGCCUUCCGCUAAAGAACGCUGGAGACAAGCGGAACCAGCAGUCCCUCCUCAGUAGUGCAGGGGUAAGCCUGGGCUCCCUCGGAACCGUACCUGGGGGCCAGCCCAGCACCCCCAACUUGAACCCCCCCAGCCAGAUCGACCCCAGUUCCAUCGAGCGGGCCUACGCAGCCCUGGGCCUCACCUACCAGGGCAACCAGAUGCCUCAGCAGCCCCCCCAGGGCAACAUGGCCAACCAGGGCCUGCCUGGCCAGCCCGGCAUGAGGUCCCUCAACACCAUGGGAGGGAACCCCAUGGGAGUGAAUGGUGGGGUGCAGCAGCCCAACCAACAGUCCAACCUGCUCCCAGACGCCAUGCUGCACAACAGCAUGAACGCACAGAGUUUGAUGAAUGACAGUGGGGUGGGCAGUCUGGGCUCCAUGCCCACGGCAACUCCUCCCUCAGCACCGGGCAUGAGGAAGUCCUGGCAUGAGGACAUCACCCAGGACCUGCGCAACCACCUCGUCCAUAAGCUGGUGAGCAGUGUGCAGGCCAUCUUCCCCACCCCGGACCCGGCUGCGCUGAAGGACCGGCGCAUGGAGAACCUGGUGGCCUACGCCAGGAAGGUGGAGGGAGACAUGUACGAGUCGGCCAACAGCAGGGCGGAGUACUACCACCUGUUAGCCGAGAAGAUCUAUAAGAUCCAGAAGGAGCUGGAGGAGAAGAGGAGGACGCGGCUUCAGAAGCAGGGCAUGAUGCCCAACCAGCCUGGCAUGCCGCCCACAGGCCUGCCUCAGGGGCACCCUGGCAUGGGCCAGCCGCCGAUGGCUCCGGGACUGCCUCCAAAUGGUCCCCAUGCUGAGCCCUCCAUGGUCCGACCCCCUGGACCUGGUCAGAUGGUCAACAGGAUGCAGAACCCUGCAGCAGGGAUGAACCAGUUUGGUCAGAUGGGACUGCAGUCGUUAGGUCAGAGGUCAACCCCGCCCCUUCCUCUUGGAACUCCACUAAAUCAGAUGGGUAUGGCUGCUGCAAGGAUGGGCCAGCCCAAUGUGGGCCAGCUCCAGAACCAGUACCUCCCUCCUGGACAUUUCCCUGGGUCCAGUCCUGGCCUUGGCGCUGGCCCUGUGGGCAUGAACCAGCCUGGGCAGCAAGGAGGCAUGGCACAGCAAAACCAGAUGUCCACCCCGCCUUCCCUACCGGCCAGCAGCCCUGCCGCCCAGCCAGGCUCCACGGCCACUGGCCCCGGGGCUCCCCCAGGCUCCCUGGGCCCCCCCAGCGUAGAUCGAGGGCCCCCCUCCAACCUGCCCCCAUCCUCCAACUCCCAGCCUAACUCCCACCCGCACUGCCCCCCCAUCCGACAGAAUUCCCCCUCGCCGGCGCGCAGCCUCACCCCCACGCCCCACCAGACUCCGCCCACGCUGCCUGGCUCGCAGACGCCGCAGCCGCACACGCCCAACCCCCCCCAGCUUGCAACCCCUCAGCAGCCCCAGCAACAGCAGUCGGCGCAGCAGCAGCAGCCGCAGCCAAUGGGGCAGGGGAUGAACUCUGAGAAGGCCAAUCAGCAGCAGCAGCCACAUGGAGGCGGAGCUUCAGGAGGCCCCCAGACGGGGCAGGCUCAGUCUGUGCCUACCCAGAAUGCACAUGUGCCAACUCAGUUACCACGGACACCGCUGUCUCAGAAGUCGUCCCUGACGGCCGACGGCCAGGCCUCCACACCGGCCUCCGUCAGCAGCACUGACCCCUCCUCCCAACUGGCCCCGCCCGACGCCCACGGCCCCGCCCACGGCGAGUCCAAGAUGGGCGCGAAGCAGCAAGACGAGGAGGACGCCGAGUCCCAGGGCGAGGGCAAGGCCUCGGGGAAGACGGGCAAGGGACAGGCCGACAUCAAGACGGAGGAGAAGCCAGAGAUUAAGAAGGAGAAGCCCUCGGGCGACGGGUGCAAGGGCGAGCCCAUGGACACGUCCACCUCGACGUCCUCGACGACGUCCUCGUCGUCGUCGGGGACGGCCAGCGAGGACAGGAAGCCGGAGAUUAAGACGGAGCCCAAAGAGGAAGAGGAAGGGUCGGGGUCUUCAGGCACGCACAGCUCCCCCGCCAGCGCUCAGAGUAAGAAGAAGAUCUUCAAGCCUGAGGAGCUGAGGCAGGCCCUCAUGCCCACCCUGGAGGCUCUGUACCGCCAGGACCCAGAGUCUCUGCCCUUCAGACAGCCGGUGGACCCCCAGUUACUGGGAAUACCCGACUACUUUGACAUCGUGAAGACCCCCAUGGACCUGUCCACCAUCAAGCGGAAGCUGGACACGGGCCAGUACCAGGAGCCCUGGCAGUACGUGGACGACAUCUGGCUCAUGUUCAACAACGCCUGGCUGUACAACCGCAAGACGUCGCGCGUCUACAAGUACUGCUCCAAGCUGGCCGAGGUGUUCGAGCAGGAGAUCGACCCCGUCAUGCAGGGCAUGGGCUACUGCUGCGGGCGGAAGCUUGAGUUUUCCCCCCAAACUCUAUGCUGCUAUGGAAAACAGUUAUGCACCAUCCAACGAGACGCUGCUUAUUUUAGCUACCAGAACAGGUACCACUUCUGUGAGAAGUGUUUCAACGAAAUCCAGGGCGAGAGCGUGUCGCUAGGAGACGACCCCUCCCAACCUCAGACGUCCAUCAGCAAAGAGCAGUUUCAGAGGAAGAAGAAUGACACCCUUGACCCCGAACUGCUUGUGGAAUGUAAUGACUGCGGUCGUAAAAUGCACCAGAUUUGUGUCCUUCAUAACGACACCAUAUGGCCGGCAGGCUUUGUGUGUGAAAGUUGCCUUAAAAAGGCUAAUAAGACACGAAAAGAGAACAAGUACGCGGCCAAAAGUAAGUGGAGGCUCCCCCAGACAAAGCUGGGCACCUUCCUGGAGACACGAGUGAACGACUACCUCAAGCGCCUGAACCACCCAGAGUCUGGCGACGUCACCAUACGCGUGGUCCACGUCUCCGACAAGGUGGUGGAGGUCAAGCCGGGCAUGAAGUCCAGGUUUGUGGAUAGUGGGGAGAUGUGCGAGUCCUUCCCCUACAGGACCAAGGCUCUUUUUGCCUUUGAGGACAUCGACGGAGCCGACGUCUGCUUCUUCGGCAUGCACGUGCAGGAGUACGGCUCGGACUGCCCGCCGCCCAAUCAGAGGCGGGUUUACAUCUCCUAUCUGGACAGUGUGCACUUCUUCCAGCCUCGACACCUGCGCACAGGUGUCUACCACGAGAUCCUCAUAGGCUACCUGGAGUACGUCAAGAGGCUGGGGUAUACGACAGGCCACAUCUGGGCAUGCCCUCCCAGCGAGGGGGACGACUACAUCUUCCACUGUCACCCCAUGGACCAGAAGAUCCCCAAGCCCAAGAGACUGCAGGAGUGGUACAAGAAGAUGCUGGACAAGGCUGUGGCCGAGCGCAUUGUACAUGACUACAAGGACAUCUUCAAGCAGGCGACGGAGGACCGUCUCACCAGCGCCAAGGAGCUGCCGUACUUUGAGGGCGACUUCUGGCCCAACGUGCUGGAGGAGAGCAUCAAGGAGCUGGAGCAGGAGGAGGAGGAGCGCAAGAGGGAGGAGAACAGCACCUCCAGCGAGAGCAUCGAUGCCACGAAAGGUGACAGCAAGAAUGCCAAAAAGAAGAACAGUAAAAAGACGAGCAAGAACAAGAGCAGUCUGAGCCGAGCCAACAAGAAGAAGCCGGGGAUGCCCAACGUGUCCAAUGACCUCUCCCAGAAGCUCUACGCCACCAUGGAGAAACACAAGGAGGUGUUCUUUGUGAUCCGCCUUAUCGCUGCCCCCACGGCAAACUCCCUGCCCCCCAUCACGGACCCCGACCCCCUGAUGGCGUGCGACCUGAUGGAUGGACGUGACGCCUUCCUGACGCUGGCGCGGGACAAGCACCUGGAGUUCAGCUCACUGCGCAGGGCUAAGUGGAGCUCCAUGUGCAUGCUGGUAGAGCUGCACAACCAGAGCCAGGACCGCUUUGUCUACACCUGCAACGAAUGCAAGCACCACGUGGAGACACGCUUCCACUGCACCGUCUGCGAGGACUAUGACCUCUGUGGCACCUGCUACAACACCAAGGGCCACGAGCACAAGAUGGAGAAGCUGGGUCUGGGUCUGGACGACGAGAGCAACAGCCAGGCCGCCGCAGCCACCCAGAGCCCCGGAGACUCGCGCCGCCUCAGCAUCCAGCGCUGCAUCCAGUCCCUGGUCCACGCCUGCCAGUGUCGCAACGCCAACUGCUCGCUACCGUCCUGCCAGAAGAUGAAACGUGUGGUGCAGCACACCAAGGGCUGCAAGCGCAAGACCAACGGCGGCUGCCCCAUCUGCAAGCAGCUGAUCGCCCUGUGCUGCUACCACGCCAAGCACUGCCAGGAGAACAAGUGCCCCGUGCCCUUCUGCCUCAACAUCAAGCACAAGCUGAGGCAGCAGCAGCUGCAGCACCGCCUCCAGCAGGCCCAGAUGCUGAGAAGGAGGAUGGCCAGCAUGCAGAGGGUAGGCCAGCCGGCCGGGGGAGGAGGCCCCGUGGGAGGGCUUCCCUCCCCGGGGAACAACGGCACCACAGCCCCCAGCACCCCCACCUCGGUGGGGACCCAGCCCCCGACGCCCCAGACCCCUACGCAGCCCAGCAGUCUACCUCCAGGCCCACAGCCAGGGAUGGGCCCCAGCCCCGGGGCCGGGCCCCAACAAGGACAGCUCCAGCAGGGACAGCAGGGUGGAGGCAUGCCCCCCCAGCACCACAUGCACCACCAGUUCCAGCAGCAGAUGCAACAGGGCGGAGGGGGCAUAAUGAGCUCUCCUCAGCAGCAGCAGCAACAGCAACAGAUGAUUCCCCAGGUCCAACAGCAGCAGAACCAGGGUCCCAACCCUCAGCAGCUGCAGCACCCCAACAGCCUACCCCCUUAUGCCAACAGACCCCCAGGGUCCUCUCCUCUCCACCCCCAGUCCCAGGGUAAGCCUGGGCUGGGCCCAGCCACCCCUCCGCAGCAGCAGCCCCAGGCCACCCAGCAGCAGCCCACCCCAGGCCAGGUCUCCAUGCCUGGGCAGCCCCAGCAACAGCAGCCCCAGUCCGGCCCACCUCCGGCAGCCGUGGAGAUCGCCAUGAAGAUCCAACAGGUGGCAGACGCCCAGAGGAAGAUGGCACUGCAGAGGCAGGCGGCCCAAGCUGCGGGUAUGAUGCCCCAGCACCCCCACCACCAACAGCCCCAGGGGCAGAUGGGCAUGGCUCACCCCGGGGCAGUGGGUAUGGUAGGUGCCCAGGGCCUGCCCCCCCAGGCCCAGGCUGCAGCAGUGGCGGCCAGGGCUCACAUGGAGCAGCAGCAACAGCAGCAGCAGGGGCCUCCGGGGAUGAUGGUGGGGCCUGGCCCCAUGCAGCAGCAGCCCCAGCAGGCUAACCCCCAGGCUGGGCUGCCCCCCCAGGCCCAGGUCCAGCUUCAGCAACAGAGGGUAGGGGGCCCCCCUCUCCAGAACCCCCAGCAGCAGUGGGCCGGACAGGGCAUGCCGCCCCAGCAGAGGCAGGCCAUGAUGAACCAGAUGGGACAUCCAGGCAUGGUGGCUGCCCAGCAGCAACAACAACAACAACAACAAAUGCAGCAGCAGCAACAACAACAACAACAACAACAACAGCAAGUCCAGGGGCGUAAUGCGCUUAUAGGGAUGGUGCAGCAGGCUGGAGGGGGUGUCCCGGGGGGUGCAGCAGUGGUGCCCGGGGGUGGUAACCUGCCCCAAGCGGCCCUCCAGGAGCUCCUACGGACCCUGCGCUCCCCCAGCUCCCCUCUCCAGCAGCAGCAGGUCCUCAACAUCCUGCGCUCCAACCCCCAGCUCAUGGCUGCCUUCAUCAAGCAGAGGGCCUCCAAGUACAAGGGGGCCCAGGGAGGGCCAGGGGCCCCCGGAGGGCCUGGACCAGCAGGGUUACCCGGGGCCAACGUCAUGGGUGGCCAGCAGGUGAAUGUCAACGCUGUAGGUGGCCAGCCUGGAAUGGGUCACAUGGGUCAGGGGGUGAAUGUCAACAUGCCCUCCAUGGCUCAGUUACAGCAGGUCCAGCAACAGCAGUUACAGCAGCAACAACAGCAACAGUUACAGCAGCAGCAGCAGCAGCAGCAGCAGCAGCAGCAGCAGCAGCAGCAGCAGCAACAGCAGCAGCAGCAGCAGCAGCAGCAGCAACAACAACAACAGCGGCCAAUGCUGGCUGGUUUGCAGCAGGUUGCAGCCCUACAGCAGCAGCAGCAGCAAGCAGGAAACAUGCCGGGACAAGGCCCUCAGAUGGCCAACAUCAACCCCAAGUUCAGAGAGUUACUGAUGAGACGGCACCUACAACAACAACAGCAGCAGCAGCAACAACAACAACAACAACAACAGAUGGGGAACCAUGCCCAGUUCCAACAGCCCCAGCCCCCUCAGGGCCAGGGCUACAUGGGCCAGCCUGGGAUGCAGCCACCCCAGCAGGGUCAGGGCCCUUCUGGAGGCCCCCCUCCUCCCCAGGUGGCUGGAGGUCAGCCUGGCCAGCAGCAGCAGGGUUACCCAGGGACGGUAUCCCAGCAGCAGGCUGCUGCGCUCCAGCAGAGGCUCCAGCACCAGCACCACCUCCAGAUGCAGCAGCAGCAGCAGAAUGCCAUGGCAGGCCUCCAGGCGGGUGACGGGGGGCCCGGUGGGGGUGUAGGAGGCCCCCAGCAGCAGCCGCAGCCCCCCCAGGGAGGCCCCCAGCCACCGUCCUCCCAGGCCCUUCUCCAGCAGGCUAUUCACCAGAGGCUGCUCCAGCAGCAGCACCUGGGAGGGGGCUCCCCAGCCCAGCACAGUAACCCUAUGAGCCCACAGCAGCAGAUGGCCCAGUCGCCCCACCCCCAUCUCCAGGGACAGGCUCUGGGCGCAGGCUCCCUCAGCAACCAGGUCCGCUCCCCACAACCCUCCCCGCGGCCCCAGUCUCAGCCCCCGCACUCCAGCCCGUCCCCCCGCAUGCAGCCCCAGCCUUCCCCCCACCACAUCUCCCCUCAAACCCAGACGGGCUCUCCGCACCCGGGCCACCUCAACCAGCACCACCCUGGGAUGGUGGUCCCACAACAACAACAACAGCAACAGCAAGCGGCCCAGCAGCAGCAGAACUCUAUGGACCAGUUUGGGUCGGAGCAGAACGCCAUGCUGUCCCAGCUUAGUGGGAUGGGGGGCCUUCAUGGACCCGGGGGGGCUGAUAUGCUGUCUGGGAACAGCCAGGACCUUAACCACACCUUAGACAUCAUGUAGGGUGUCAGAGACUCGCCUCCUGCUUUGCAGAACUGCACUCGCCUAGGACAGUGUUAGCCUUUUUUUAUACUUUUAAUGUUAUUAUUUAAUGUUUUCAAUAAAGAUACAUUGAACUGAACUUCCUAUGGGAGAUGCAACAAUAAAUCAACAAGUCAAUGAAUGAAUUAAAAUAAAUGAAUGGUAAGUUAUUGCUGUUAAUAUAUUUUUUUGCCAAUUGUGUACAAAGAGGGGGAUGGUCUCUUUCCCUUAAAGAAUACAACAGGUGAUAUUUUUGGGGUUUGGAGGAUUAUGGGAGUAUUUGCCUUUUUUUAAGAAAUGUUUUUAAGAUUUUAAAAGUGACUAAGAAUUAAAGAGCAAAUGAUUGAAUGCAAUUGACUUUUUUUAAUUGUAUUUUUUUUUUUUUUUUUUUUCUCCAUUCAGUCUGUCUUAUCAUUUUUGCAGAGUGAAGUGGAUAAUAUUAUUAUUGUUAUAAUUAUGAAUCCAAACAUCAUGCAUAUCUUCCUUUAAAUGUUUGGGUUUUGCUUGACUUUAUUUAUUUUCUUAAUUUUUUUUUUCCAUUGGGACGGUUUGUUGGUUGGUAUAUACCCUGAGACUGCUACAAUUCACAUAGAAAUAUAUUUUUGUUAUUGGAUGUUAAAAUCGGGGGAGUGGUUAUUUCAUUUCACAUGCUAUGUCAUAGGUUGGGCCUAUCUAACCUGGAAUAAAUGUCAGUGUUCUUGGGUUGCGGGUGUUGCUGUAGGCGUCAGGGAGUGGGGCCAAUGGAUACAGGCCUGCUACCAUGGAAAUGCCCCCAUCAUUGAACAUUUUUACUGGAAGGGACAUUUCUUACAAACAAGCCCCCUCUUGAAUGUGUGUGCACUCCUUCCUUUUAAAGACACUUGUUGAGUACUGGAGGUGGGAGGUGCAUACCUGUGUGCCUGUAAUGAGGAGAGAACACGGGGUGGGCGUGGAGGAGAGUCCACUAGUGUUGUAGUAGGAUGUUUCUGCUCUGGGAAUGGAUCCUAAAUGACUGUACUGCACCUGAGGUGGGGGAGGGACUGGAGACAUCCCCGCCCCCUGUCUCGCCCCCUCCAUGCUGCUCCUCUCUCUGGACUUGAACCCACCCUUCCCUCACCCCAGCUUAAGAGCUCCGAAUGCACUGGUCCCGCUGCAACCCCCGUCGCUCUCCUCCAGUCCCCCACCCCACCCGUGGGUGAAUCGCUGUCACUCCUCCCCAGACAACCCCACCUUCUCAAUUUAUCUUUCUGCUCAGAACUUUGGGAGUUUAAUUUAAUAUUUUUUACUGUACAAAGAAUACACAAACUGUGGACUCGAAUACUGUUUUUUAUAAUAAAAUGAAAAUGACAAAUA
Messenger RNA from Hypomesus transpacificus, 12096 nucleotides. It is a transcript of the gene ep300b, whose product is annotated as E1A binding protein p300 b. Bases 2311 to 10746 code for a protein of 2811 amino acids. Gene Ontology annotation, molecular function: zinc ion binding; histone acetyltransferase activity; protein binding. Gene Ontology annotation, cellular component: histone acetyltransferase complex; nucleus; transcription regulator complex. Gene Ontology annotation, biological process: positive regulation of transcription by RNA polymerase II. Lineage: Eukaryota; Metazoa; Chordata; Actinopteri; Osmeriformes; Osmeridae. The record is from RefSeq and is a predicted model, not a curated record. The transcript is spliced from 30 exons.